Spirodela intermedia is the source of this 1303-nucleotide messenger RNA. NCBI's taxonomy places the organism in Eukaryota, Viridiplantae, Streptophyta, Magnoliopsida, Alismatales, Araceae. The record is from the annotation of a GenBank genome assembly.
AUGAAAUCUGCUCCCAAUGAACCCAGGACGACCCUGCAGGAGGAGCAGGAGACCUUCAACUACGCCAUGCAGUUGGCCACUGCUUCUGUUUUCCCGAUGACUCUCAAGGCGGCGAUCGAGCUGAACCUUCUUGAGAUAAUCAGUCGGGCGGGUUCCGGCGCCCAACUCUUUCCCGAGGAGAUUGUCGCCAAGCUUCCCACUGAGAACCCAGAGGCGGCCGUCAUGGUCGACCGUAUCCUCCGCCUGCUUGCCAGUUACGCGAUCCUCACCUGCUGCGUCAUUGACGGCGAAGGCGGAAAGGUCCGGAGACGCUAUGGCCUGGCCCCUGUCUCCAAAUUCAUCGCACCGAACGAAGAUGAUGUCUCCAUGUCCUCUCUGCUGCUCUUCCACAAAACCAAGUUUUUUAUGGAGAGUUGGAAUUACUUGAAGGACUCGGUUCUUCAGGGGGGAAUUCCAUUCAACAAGGCCUACGGAAUGACCAUUUUUGAGUACCUUGGGACGCAACCCAAUUUCGACGAGAUGUUCAACGCCGGCAUGUUAGGCCACUCAACCAUAACCAUGAAGAAGAUGCUAGAAACCUACCGGGGGUUCGACAGGCUCGGUGUUCUGGUGGACGUUGGCGGGGGUAUCGGCGCGACGCUCAACAUGAUUAUCUCCAAGCACCCAUCCAUCAAGGGUAUCAACUUCGAUCUCCCCCACGUCAUCGCCGAUGCACCCUCCUUCCCAGGUACGACAAGACCAGCACAGCCCCCAGUUCCUCAGUCCAUUUACAUCCGCUAAUAUCUGGUGGCGAUGGAGGAACGGCAGGUACGCGUUAAUGGAAGGAUUUUUUCUUUUCAAUGCGCAGGCGUGGAGCAUGUGGGCGGCGAUAUGUUCGAGAGCGUUCCCAGUGGAGACGCUAUCUUAAUGAAGGUGACCGACUCUCCCGUCGAGUUCCCCGCUUCCUGUUUUCCCAAUCUCCUCCAGUAUUUACUCGAUCUAUACGUUCUGUGAACUGGGUCUGCAGUGGAUUCUUCACAACUGGAGCGACGAGCACUCCCUUAAGGUUCUGAAGAACUGCUGGAAGGCCCUACCGGAGCAGGGAAAGGUCAUCGUCAUGGAGGGUAUUCUGCCGGAAGCGCCGGAGACGACCAGGGAGGCGCAGGGCCUGUUCCACAUGGAUCUGUUAAUGCUCGCCGUAACAACGAGCGGCAAAGAGAGGACUGAGAAGGACUUCGAGUCGUUGGCAAAGGGCGCGGGGUUCUCGGGUUUCGCGAAGGUGAGCACGGCCUUCGGCGUCUGGAUCAUGGAGUUCACCAAGUGA